Polypterus senegalus (gray bichir) is the source of this 2184-nucleotide messenger RNA. Its product is annotated as transmembrane protein 236-like. The coding region runs from base 115 to 1212 and encodes 365 amino acids. The record is from RefSeq and is a predicted model, not a curated record. The transcript is spliced from 4 exons. NCBI's taxonomy places the organism in Eukaryota, Metazoa, Chordata, Cladistia, Polypteriformes, Polypteridae.
AAUGCUGGUGAGCUGGAACAAAGCGGAGAGGCCGGUGCAGGCAGGCAGAGGGACUGGCCCGUGUGACCCCGUGUCUCCGUAUCCGUGUGUGGCUGUCACCGAGCUUUAUGAAGGAUGAGUUCGGGGAAGAAGUUCAAGUAUGGAAUGUACGAGCUGCUGCAGUUUUCGGCGCUCUGUGUCCCGCUCUUUGUGGUCAUGCAGAGGUUUGCUUCCAUCGUGACCCGCGUCAGGAAGGCCCAGGGGCAGCCGGUGGGUGACGCCAACACCGUUUACUGGCUCAUCGUGGCCUCCUCCAUUGCUUAUGUCACCUCGGUUGCCUUGGUGAUCUGGUUCCCCAUGAAGUACAUGAUAGCCAAGAAGAAGAAAUGCUUCAGGGAACGCAAAAAGUGGCGGCCCGUCCUCCUGGCCUACAUGAUCCUGUGCACACUGCCGUGCUUCGCCUUCCUGACCGCCGGAUCUCAGGUCCAAGUGUACAAUAACACGGCCCCCUCUCUCCAUGACACCCUGACGGAGCUCCCCGUGUCCUUGGUCAUCUUCUCACUCAUAGGCGUGGAUAUCAUUGAAAAACUGCGCAAGUUUCAUCUGAGGGGGCAAAUACAAGAUGACGAUGACCCAGUCAUGCUCGGCCCCGUCCUCACCCAUCUCACCCCAGUGCCCACUGUGUCGGGCCAGAUGAGGGGCUCGGCCGAAGACGACAUAACGAGAGAAGCUAACGGAUCGGUGCCCAGAGUCCUUUCAGUGGAACAUGUGGAAAGGCAUCGGAGCAGCUCAGAGCACAGCACGCACACGGCCAGCAGCACCAACUAUGGCACCACGUACACGUCUUCGGGGCUCCUGCACUGCCUGACUGCCAGCGACCCAAGGGCCGUAAUCUUCGUGGAGAGUUUCGUCCUGUGGUUUGACACUGUGGAGCUCGUGCGGGUCACCACCGUGCUGGAUGUCUCGGUUUCCGGAUGGCUUUACCCAAUUUACAUCUUCAGCUACAUUUCUCUGCUGAGGUUGGUGCUGAAGCCCAGAAAUCCCGUGCUGAACUCCUUGGGCGUUUUACUGCAGGACAUUCCCUUCCUGUUCAUCCGCCUCGGACUCGUCUCCGUUUUCGGCUACAUCACUCCUCUUCUGUUCCUUUUCAAAAACCUCCUGGUCUCUUUGACUUUUGUCUACUUCAAUUUUCUGACCCGUCUGAAGAUGUUCAACACCGAGCGGAUGUUUUGAUGACAUUCAAGUUAAAAAAAACGCUGGGACAAGUGAGGAGGAAAUGGACGAGGCUAACGGGGGACGUAACCGGGCGGGCUUGUCCUGUUGGGUUUGUCACUUAGACAUUCACACGCUGAUCGAGGCGAUUUAAUAGCACGUGCUGCCGGACGUGGGCUACGAUAACAUGAGUGUCCCAGUCUGUCCACGAGGCCCUCUGCCUUCAGGAGGACAUUUACUGGGGACAAUGGAUGACUGGGACUCCCCUUCUUCCUUUGUUUUUUGUUGUCUUCACUUAGUAAUCAUAAUGAAAGGCGCUAUAUGACUUUCUUUCUUUCUGUCUUUUUCAUUGUUGCCCCCCACCUCCUCAUAAUCCUGGCAUCAGAGGUGCCAUCUGGAAAGACAGCCAUGAUGAAGGCAGACACCUGCAGCUUUGGAUGUAGAAGAAGGAGAACCCAGAAGCUCGAGGGUCACCAAAUAAAGAACCCUGUCAUUAAAGAGAGCGGUGCCUGCCUAAGAAAGCAGCCUGGGUGACCCUGAGGAGACCCCCUUUAGCUCCAUCGGCUGACAGGCCUGUUCUGUGAUCCCUAGGCCUAAUCGGGGGGAGAGGGGGUUCAUAUGGGGGGCAUCACCCCCUCGAUUGAAUUCCUCAGCAGAUACAAAAGCACAUGGAUGCGGGUUGAGUGCCAGCGCUGACCCUGAGUGAGUCACUAUAGAAAGGCGCUAUAUAAAUUAAGGCCGCUGUUCCUCAUCAAGACUAAGUAGCUUGAAGGCUCCAAGUUGGUUGUUUGGCCACCAGCAGGUUUGUUCAGCCUUGACAUCCAUGGACGCUCGUUCCCUUUCUUGACAAUGCGCCCUGUUUAAUGGUUUUCUAGUUGUGAUUUUUCUAUAUAGCGCCUUUUGGUAACUGCUGUUGACCCUCCCAGUGUCUGUCACAAGCACACAUUCUGGAUUUGCUCUUUUUUUAUUCGAAUGCUCAUUUUGUAUAUUUUU